UAUAUAUUGUUUGAGACUUUCUUCUUCUGAUUCAGUUUUGCUGUGAAUUUUCCUUUUUUUUUUUUUUAAUUAAUAAUGUCCCCGGGCAUCAGGAACCUGCAACUGACCCCGGUCGCCGGCGGCCAGAAGAAGUCGUCGUCGUCGUCGGUUUAUGUUGUAGAGGAUGCCGGAGACAUGGAGGAUGUGGGGCUUUUGGAUUCCUACGACAAGCGUGAGGAUCCUUUGCCGAUAAUCGAAGAGGGUACCAGGAGGAUUCACGUUAGAGUCACGGGAAUGACCUGUGCCGCCUGCUCCAAUUCUGUUGAGGGAGCUUUGAGGAGCGUUGAUGGGGUAUUGAGUGCAUCUGUUGCUCUGUUGCAGAACAUGGCUGAUGUUGUUUUUGAUCCGACUUUGGUUAAGGAUGAGGACAUCAAGAACGCAAUUGAAGAUGCAGGGUUUGAGGCAGAGAUCCUAGCUGAAUCCAGCACUAUUGGAACGAAGCUGCGUGGAACUCUGGUUGGGCAAUUCAUAAUAGGGGGCAUGACAUGUGCUGCCUGUGUAAACUCAGUUGAAGGUAUUUUAAGAGCUCUUCCUGGUGUCAAGAGGGCAGUAGUUGCAUUGGCUACUUCAUUGGGUGAAGUUGAGUAUGACCCUGCUCUAAUUAAUAAAGAUGAAAUAGUCAAUGCAAUUGAAGAUGCUGGUUUUGAAGCCUCAUUUGUACAGAGUAGUCAGCAGGAUAAGAUCAUACUAGGAAUUGCUGGUGUUUUUAGUGAGCUGGAUGUACAGCUCUUGGAAAGCAUAUGUAGUGGCUUGACAGGGGUUAGACAAUUUCAUUUUGACCCAGCAUUAGGAGAACUUGAAGUUAUAUUUGAUCCUGAAGUUGUCCAUUCAAGAUUGUUAGUUGAUGGAAUUGAAGGAGGAAGCAAUGGGAAGUUUAAACUUCAUGUUAAAAACCCAUAUGCAAGAAUGACUUCUCACGAUGUUGAAGAAACCUCAAAUAUGUUUCAGCUUUUCACCUCUGGUUUAUUUCUUACCAUCCCUGUUUUUCUGAUUCGAGUUGUUUGUCCUCACAUACCUGUCGUGUAUGCCUUCCUGCUCUGGAGAUGUGGACCCUUCUUUUUGCGUGAUUGGUUGAAGUGGGCUUUAGUAAGUGUUGUUCAGUUUGUUGUUGGGAAGCGAUUCUAUGUUGCAGCUGGGAGAGCUCUUCGCAAUGGUUCAACUAACAUGGAUGUUUUGGUUGCAUUGAGCACUUCAUCUAUUUACUUCUACUCUGUUUAUGCACUUCUCUAUGGUGCUAUGACUGGGUUAUGGUCUCCAACAUACUUUGAAACAAGUGCAAUGUUAAUAACAUUUGUAUUGUUGGGAAAGUAUUUGGAGUGUCUUGCCAAGGGGAAAACAUCUGAUGCCAUCAAAAAAUUAGUAGAACUUGCACCAGCAACAGCAUUAUUAGUCCGAGACAAAGGUGGAAAGUGUAUUGGAGAAAGGGAAAUAGAUUCUUUGUUAAUUCAGCCUGGUGACACAUUAAAAGUUGUUCCCGGUUCAAAGCUUCCUGUUGAUGGUGUUGUUGUAUGGGGUUCAAGUUAUGUAAAUGAGAGUAUGGUAACUGGUGAGUCUGCACCCGUUUUGAAGGAGGUCAAUUCAUCAGUUAUUGGAGGUACAAUAAAUCUACAUGGUGCCCUUCACGUUCAAGCUACCAAAGUUGGAUCUGAUGCUGUUCUGAGUCAGAUAAUUAGUUUGGUUGAAACAGCACAGAUGUCCAAAGCUCCUAUACAGAAAUUUGCUGAUUUUGUUGCUAGCAUUUUUGUUCCAACUGUUGUUGUUAUUGCUUUAUUCACAUUACUGGUUUGGUAUAUUGCUGGAGUUGUAGGUGCCUACCCACAGGACUGGAUACCAGAACAUGGCAAUUGCUUUGGUUUUGCCCUUAUGUUUUCAAUAUCAGUGGUGGUGAUUGCAUGUCCCUGUGCUCUUGGUUUGGCAACUCCAACUGCUGUAAUGGUUGCAACGGGGGUUGGAGCUAAUAAUGGUGUGUUGAUAAAAGGAGGUGAUGCUCUGGAGAGAGCUCAGAAAAUUAAGUACGUCAUAUUUGAUAAAACUGGAACUCUGACCCAGGGCAAGGCCAAAGUUACAACUACAAAAGUUUUCUCAGGAAUGGAUCGUGGAGAGUUCCUUAGAUUGGUAGCUUCUGCAGAGGCUAGCAGUGAACACCCAUUGGCAAAAGCAAUAGUGGAGUAUGCUCGCCACUUUCAUUUCUUUGAUGACAAUUCUCUGAUUGAAGAUGCCCACAACAACAGAAAAGAAUCCCUCCAGUCUGGAUGGCUUCUUGAUGUUGAAGGGUUUUCUGCUGUGCCUGGAAGAGGAGUCCAGUGCUUCGUGGAUGGAAAGCGGGUAUUGGUUGGCAACAGGAAUCUGUUGAGUGAUAGUGGGGUUACCAUUCCAACCCAUGUAGAAAAUUUUGUAGUAGAACUGGAAGAAAGUGCAAAGACGGCCGUACUUGUAGCAUAUGAUGACAACUUAAUAGGUGUUUUGGGGGUUGCAGACCCAUUAAAGAGAGAAGCUGCUGUGGUUGUAGAAGGCCUGAUGAAGAUGGGUGUCAGACCUGUCAUGGUUACAGGAGAUAAUUGGAGGACAGCUAGGGCUGUUGCUAGAGAGGUGGGCAUUCAAGAUGUAAGGGCGGAGGUAAUGCCAGCUGGAAAAGCUGAUGUGGUUCAUUCUUUUCAGAAAGAUGGAAGCACUGUUGCUAUGGUGGGGGACGGAAUAAAUGAUUCUCCCGCUCUAGCUGCGGCUGAUGUUGGUAUGGCAAUCGGGGCAGGGACAGAUGUUGCCAUAGAAGCUGCAGAUUAUGUGUUGAUGAGGAAUAACUUGGAAGAUGUUAUCACAGCCAUCGAUCUCUCAAGGAAAACCUUUUCUCGUAUACGAUUGAAUUACAUUUUCGCCAUGGCCUACAAUGUUAUUGCAAUUCCUGUUGCUGCUGGGGUUUUCUUUCCUUCACUAGGGAUAGAGUUGCCACCAUGGGCGGCAGGUGCCUGUAUGGCUCUCUCUUCUGUAAGUGUUGUGUGCUCUUCUUUGCUUCUCAAGAGAUAUAAAAAACCCAGACUCACCACUAUACUAGAAAUAACUAUAGAGUAGGAAGAGAAAAUUCAAGCAAAUUACUUCAGGUUCCUGUUUCAUAAGAAGGAAAUUGAAGGGUGCAGGCAAAUCUUGAAUAUCCCAAAUUUUGUGUAUUUGUUUCUAGUGUAAAUGCUACUUGUAUGAUAUGAAAUCGCUCCCUCUGUUUGUGUCUCCCUUUUUCUUUUUGUGGACACCUUUUGAAACUUCCUUCCCAGUGACGGAUUCAGGGUAUCAAACCUUUCAAAAAGGAUAGAGCUCCUAAAGCUUCCUCUUUGACCAUUGUUGGAUGAAUAAUUGAAAAUAAGAAAAAUAAGGCAAUCAUGGUUUUGACCCUCAAUUGUUCUUUUUCUUCGCCAAGGGAACCUUAUUGUAUGAACAGAAAAUAAGAAGAAAUACUUUUG
Messenger RNA from Rubroshorea leprosula, 3488 nucleotides. The record is from the annotation of a GenBank genome assembly. Lineage: Eukaryota; Viridiplantae; Streptophyta; Magnoliopsida; Malvales; Dipterocarpaceae.